UAUUUUUUUUCUUAAUCAAUGGAACGUGCUUUGUUCCGAUUUGCCAGUCAGGUGCUGCUGUUUGAAAUGCCCACGGCAGUACGCCUACUAGUUCAUCGUGGUGGGGAACUUCUGAUCGCCUGGGUUUAACGCUCCACCGGAGGCGACAUACAAGGAGCGCCAUUAGAUCUUGGUCGCCCACCAACUGGUUCGCGCAGGAUUGAUUCUCUCCGGUGCUUUGCUGCAAUGGGCCCGGUGGUUCCUUUUGACACUUCUACCAGAAACCUGAAACUGCGUGUGAUAAGACUUGAACCAUCUUGUUUGUUGCAUCAAGAGAACAAUAUGCUCAGGAUUAGACUUGAUGGGAUCUGAAUAUCUGUACAUGUUGCAUGCGUCUUUUUUUGGAGUCUGAGUACGUGUCAUGUUUUGGUUUGGUACCAGCUGAGCAGUUUGGUCUCCCUCUUCUUCGAGCCUCCCUGCUAAAUAGCUCGGACGACGUCUCCAAAGGUGUCAAUUUCGCUGUCGGCGGCGCGACGGUGAUCGACGUCGACUUCUAUGAGAGGAACAAACUGGUCCCGUUCAAGCUGAUAAACAAUUCUCUGAACGUGCAGCUGGGCUGGUUCGAGGAGCUCAAGCCAACGAUUUGCAACAAGACCGUAGCGCGUAGAGAAUGUCUCAAGAAAGCCCUCUUCUUCGUUGGGGAGUUUGGAGUGAAUGACUACAACUUCUUGUGGAACGCCGGGAACACCGAAGACCAAGUGAGAUCCUAUGUACCCAAAGUUGUGAAAAAUAUUGCCGUGGCCGUGGAGAGGCUCAUCAAAGGAGGAGCAAUUUACGUUGUCGUGCCAGGGAAUCCCCCGAACGGGUGCUCACCCACCAUGCUGACAACCCGCUCUAGCUUCAACAAGACGACGAUGUACAACCACAUCGAUUGUCUAAGCGACAUAAACCGCGUGGCUAGAUACCACAACUCCAUGCUCCGCACGGCGAUUGGCACUCUCAGGGGCAAGUACUCGCAUGCCAGGAUCAUCUACGCCGAUUUCUACGGCCCGAUCAUCACGAUCCUCGACAACCCCAGCCGAUUCGGAGUAGCUGGCACCGACGCUCUACGGGCUUGCUGCGGAGGUGGCGGGGCGUACAACUGGAAUGCCAGCGCUUUCUGCGGCAUGCCGGGGGUGACUGCCUGCAAGGAUCCCUCGGUGUUCUUUAACUGGGAUGGUAUUCACUACACGGAGGCUACAUAUCGCUUCAUCGCCGAAGGGUGGCUCCACGGUCCUUUUGCCGACCCGCCAAUACUAAGUGCUCUUCACUACUAGAGAAAAGACUUAAUCUAAACCAUUAUAGACAACAGAAAGAGUUCAUGAAUAUGUUAACAUCAUAUUUUAGAAGGAAUUAAUGGUGGUGGUGAUGAGAGUCAUAGAGGAUCGACGAUGACGUCCUGUA
This is a messenger RNA of Triticum urartu, 1422 nucleotides long. RefSeq names its product GDSL esterase/lipase At5g45910-like. The record is from RefSeq and is a predicted model, not a curated record. Gene Ontology annotation, molecular function: hydrolase activity, acting on ester bonds. Lineage: Eukaryota; Viridiplantae; Streptophyta; Magnoliopsida; Poales; Poaceae.